AUGUCUUUUCGUUCCGUUUUUGUGAUUCUAUCUCUUAUUGUUGUUCUGGCCCUCCUCCCCGGACAGGCAUGUAGCAGUACUGGAGGAAUGUACCUGGUGAUCCACGAAGGACCACAACCAAACCCUGAGGAAACCAAGAUGACCUCAGGGUCCAUGUCGGAACAAACAGAGCUGGAGAUCACCCCCCCCCCUCUUUGCCCCCUCUUCCUUGACAAGUCAAGUGUGCAAUGUAUAUGCACCUGUGAAGAAGACAGCAAAGUAAUUCGGUAUAUCAAUCACAUCUCCAACCACCAGCCCAACCACUGUAUUCAAUAUUGA
Messenger RNA from Penicillium oxalicum, 318 nucleotides. RefSeq lists its product as uncharacterized. The record is from RefSeq and is a predicted model, not a curated record. The coding region runs from base 1 to 318 and encodes 105 amino acids. The transcript has 2 exons. NCBI's taxonomy places the organism in Eukaryota, Fungi, Ascomycota, Eurotiomycetes, Eurotiales, Aspergillaceae.